AUGCCACCACCAUCCCUGAAACUCAAUUCCGGCCACUCGAUUCCAACUAUUGGAUUGGGAACGUGGCAAUCGAAGCCUGGAGAGGUGGCUGCUGCUAUCAAAACCGCCGUCGCCGCUGGAUACCGUCAUAUUGAUUGUGCCCACGUCUACCAGAACCAGAAGGAAGUUGGAGAAGCGUUGAAGGAAAUUCUAGAUGAGGGAAAGGUUAAGCGCGAGGAGCUCUUCAUCACUUCAAAAAUCUGGAACACCUUCCACUCGGAAGCCAAAACUCAUGAGAAUGUCGGUAUCAUUCUCGCAGACCUUCAACUCUCCUAUGUUGAUCUGAUGCUCAUCCACUGGCCACAAGGAUACGCUGAAGACGGAGAACUGUUCCCAGCUGGUGAGAAUGGAAAAAUGAGAUACUCGGACGUUGACUAUCUGGAGACUUGGAAAGCUCUCGAAGCUGCUCACAAGGCUGGAAAGUGUCGUUCAAUUGGAGUCUCCAACUUCACUUCUAAACAAAUUCAACGUGUUUGGGAUGCUGCCGAGGUGAAGCCAGCUUGUCUUCAAGUCGAACUUCAUCCAUAUUUCACUCAAGUUAAACUUCGUGAGUUCUGCAAGGAGAAGGGAAUUGUCGUUGUUGGAUACUCGCCACUUGGAAACCCCGGAUCCGCUUUCUUCCGUAAGGAUGGAGAUCCAAACGUUUUGACCAACGAAGUGGUGGCUGCGAUUGCCAAGGCUCAUGGAAAGACUCCCGCUCAAAUCGUUCUCCGUUGGUUUGUUGAGAGUGGACUCUCUGCUAUUCCAAAGUCUGUUACUCCUCAGAGAAUCUCCGAAAACUUUGCCGUUUUCGAUUUCCAACUUACCCCAGAAGAGGUCUCCCAAAUCGAUGGGCUCGACAAAAACUGGCGUAUUGUCGAUCUGAGUCAACGCGACUGCGACCACCCACACUGUCCGUUCCUUGACGAGUUCUAA
Molecule: messenger RNA, 954 nt
Organism: Caenorhabditis briggsae
Lineage: Eukaryota; Metazoa; Nematoda; Chromadorea; Rhabditida; Rhabditidae
Exons: 4
Coding region: 1-954 (317 amino acids)
Cellular component (GO): cytosol
Molecular function (GO): aldose reductase (NADPH) activity
Source: RefSeq, a predicted model, not a curated record